This is a messenger RNA of Camellia sinensis, 846 nucleotides long. The record is from RefSeq and is a predicted model, not a curated record. Lineage: Eukaryota; Viridiplantae; Streptophyta; Magnoliopsida; Ericales; Theaceae.
GUGGGCGCAUUUGCUUCACCCACCCGCCCUGGUUUUCCUCCCAAACCCGCCCCUGGUUUCUUUCCCCCAUCUUCACUGACAAGCUUCGCACAAUGUUUGACAUCACAUCACAUCAUCCACAUCUAUAUAUAUCUUCUAUGCAACACUUUCACACCAUCCAUCUACUUCACAACCCAAUUAGAAAUACUUAAAAAAUUCUUUCUUUACUUGUAAUUUGCAUCUACUAAAUUUUAAAUCGACCUUCAAGAAAGAAAAAAACAUGAGUUCAACUAGCAGAGCUUGGAUUGCGGCAGCAAGCGUAGGAGCUGUGGAGGCUUUGAAAGAUCAAGGGAUCUGCAGAUGGAACUACACCAUCAGAUCAAUUCACCACCACGCCAAGACCAAUCUCAGAUCCUUCUCUCAGCGAAAUAAGCUUUCUUCAUCGUCUCCGGCCAAGGUUGCGAGCACGUCGAUGAGGAGGGAAGAGAGGGCGAAGCAACAGCGAUCGGAGAAGUCUCUCAGGAACGUCAUGUACUUGAGCUGUUGGGGUCCCAAUUGAUCAUCCAACCCCAACCCUAUAUCUGAAUGUGGCAAGACAGAGGCUCAAAUGUAAAUAUACAUGAUAAAAAGUUUUGAUUUAAUUAUAAGAGAAAUGUUGUCUCUUGAAUUUGGGAUAUUAUUGUUCGCAAUGACAGCAAAUUACACUCUACUACACUCUCAACUUCCCCUUGUCAUUUGUUCUUCUUAGCUAAAAAUGAUUACAUUCUAUUCCAUUAAUCUUCUAAUUUGUUUCAAACUCGAACAUUUUGCAUUAUUGACAUUCUCUUAUAAUAGUAAUCAAUCAAAAAAACAUGGCACCUUAAUUUA